Gekko japonicus is the source of this 2724-nucleotide messenger RNA. It is a transcript of the gene MOCOS, whose product is annotated as molybdenum cofactor sulfurase. Gene Ontology annotation, molecular function: pyridoxal phosphate binding; molybdenum cofactor sulfurtransferase activity; molybdenum ion binding. The coding region runs from base 46 to 2667 and encodes 873 amino acids. The record is from RefSeq and is a predicted model, not a curated record. NCBI's taxonomy places the organism in Eukaryota, Metazoa, Chordata, Lepidosauria, Squamata, Gekkonidae. The transcript is spliced from 15 exons. Gene Ontology annotation, biological process: Mo-molybdopterin cofactor biosynthetic process.
GCGGGUCAGGUGCGGUGCGGGCCAUGGGGCCGGGCCAGAAGGGCCAUGGAGCCGUGGCGAGAGGCGCUCUCCUUCCCGGCCUUCCGAAGCCGGCUCCCCCGGGGCGCUGCAUACGGCUACGGCGGGGAGAGCCCGCGGGCGCUGCGCCGCAGGGAGUUCGCCAGGCUGGGAGGAAUGACUUACCUUGACCAUGCUGGGGCGACACUCUUCCCGCAGAGUUUACUGAAAACCUUCACUGAGGAUCUCAGUUCAAAUAUUUAUGGCAACCCCCACAGCCAGAGCAUCAGUAGCAAAUUGACCUACGACACUAUUGAACAUGUCCGAUACAGACUAUUGCAGCACUUCAAUACCACCGUUGAAGACUACACGGCCAUUUUCACUUCUGGAUGUACAUCCGCGCUCAGGCUUGUAGCGGAGGCCUUCCCUUGGGUCCCCGAAUCCCCAGAGGAGCCCGGCAGCCGGUUUUGCUACCUCACUGACAGCCACACGUCUGUGGUGGGCAUGAGGGGGAUCACUGCUGCAAUGAAUGUCUUGUCUGUCCCUGUGAAGCCUGCGGAGAUGGUGCCACGGACAAGGGAGGCAGGGGCUGAAGAGCGGAACUGCCAGACCCCUCUCCUCUUUUGUUAUCCCGCCCAGAGCAAUUUUUCAGGGACAAAAUAUCCCCUUGCGUGGAUUGAAGAGAUAAAAUCGGGAAAGCUCCGCCCCAUCGAUGUCCCAGGGAAAUGGUUUGUGCUGUUGGAUGCGGCAUCUUUCGUCGGCACUUCUCCGUUAGACUUAAGCACUCACCCAGCGGACUUUGUGCCUGUGUCAUUCUACAAGAUGUUUGGAUUCCCCACGGGCUUGGGGGCUCUGCUGGUGAAGAAUGAAAUCGCUUCUCACCUGAGGAAAACCUAUUUUGGAGGAGGGACUGCGGCAGCCUACCUUGCUGGGACGGAUUUCUAUUCACCGAGGCGUUCCAUAGCUGAAAGGUUUGAGGAUGGAACGGUUUCUUUCCUGGAUAUCAUUGCGGUAAAGCAUGGAUUCGAUGCCUUGGAAAGGCUCACAGGUGGAAUGGAGAACAUAAAACAGCACACGUUUGCUUUAGCUCACUACACUUACACAGUCCUCUCCACACUGAAGUAUGCCAACGGGGCACCCGUAGUACGCAUUUACAGUGAUACGGACUUCAGCAGCGCAGACUUCCAAGGUCCAAUCAUUAAUUUUAACGUAUUGGAUGAAAAUGGAGAAAUAGUUGGUUAUUCCCAGGUGGACAGACUGGCAGGGCUCUACAACAUCCAUGUCCGCACAGGCUGUUUCUGUAACACUGGAGCUUGCCAGCAGCAUUUGGGGAUUAGCAAUGAGGACAUCAAAAAGAACCUCCAGGCCGGCCAUGUGUGUGGAGAUGACAUAGAUGUAGUCGAUGGACGUCCCACCGGGUCUGUGAGGAUCUCGUUUGGCUACAUGUCCACAUUUGAAGACGCACAGACCUUUCUGAAGUUCAUCAUUGCCACCAGGCUCUGUGGUUGCAACACACUUAUUUGUCCUUCUCAAGCAGAGACGGUUUCACCAGCGGCAGCAUCGACCAAAGAAAAUGGCUAUACUUGUGAUACCAAGACUGUCGACGAACUUCCUCCGCAGAGAAUCAUAACGGACUCUCAGGCUAACACCAGUUCUCCUCCGGGGGUGACCUCAGUCUGUCCACAGCUUGCCGAGGGACAUUCAGAAAGGAACACGACUGAUAUUUCUGGGAAUUCAACAGAAGUGCCACAGAGUGGUAGAGUGCCAGUAACUGUCACCAACAUUUAUCUCUACCCAAUCAAAUCAUGUGCCGCCUUUGAGGUUGCACAGUGGCCCGUUGGGAACCAAGGCUUGCUGUAUGACCGGAGCUGGAUGGUUGUGAAUCAGAAUGGAGUCUGCAUUACGCAGAAGCAGGAACCGAGACUGUGCCUUGUACACCCCGUGAUUGACCUGGGGAAGAAUGUGAUGACCAUCGAGGCAGAAGGGAUGGAUCUGAUCUCUGUAUCCUUAGAAGAAGACGGUGAAAGACCAACUUCUAUCUGCCAAAGCAAAGUCUGCUCACAUAGAGUGCAGACAUACAGUUGUGGAGAAAGACUGGCAGCUUGGUUUUCGGAGUUUCUUGGCCGACAGUGCUACCUGAUCAGGCAGUGUUCGGACUUCCAAAGAAAUGCAAAACAGACACACGAAAAGGGAGAAACGCCUGCCGUGGCUGCCUCACUCUCUUUGGUAAAUGAAGCACAAUAUCUCCUGAUAAAUCAAACAAGUGUUUUACAACUCAGUGAUCAGAUCACAGCCAGACUAGGUGAGUCACUUCCCCUCCAGAAGCUCAUCCACCGCUUCCGCGCCAACAUUGUUAUUAGCACAAAUGAGCCGUUCGAGGAAGACCAGUGGGACGAGGUGGCAAUCAGCAGCCUGCGCUUCAAGGUUAUGGGGCCAUGCCACAGAUGUCUCGUUAUCUGUAUCGAUCAGCAAACCGGACAACGCAACAAGGAAUUUCUUCAGAGUCUGGCUUCUACCAAAAAUAGAAAGACUAACUUUGGAAUCUACCUGAUGAAUCAUCCUGAAAGACCACUUUCCAUUCUGAGUACCUUGUCAGUGGGAUCUCAAGUACUUGCAGUGGAGAAGAACAUCGCACAUUCACUGUCCCCUGAAGAGCAACAAUCAGGGUGACUUCAGGUCACAUCUAUUCUGAUGUGCCUUUGCAGUCUGAGUCACUAAUUGGGGCUA